AUGACAGAGCAACAAAUAUACGUGAAAGCAAUAGAAUGUGAUCCUAACUAUCUCGAUUCAUAUAAUAGCCUUGCAGCUACACUUUCUCGUGGUGAAUCAAUUACACUUAAUAGUGGACAAGUACUUACAAAACAACAACUAUAUCUGGAAUCACUAAGAUUGAAUGAUAAACAAACAUUUAUUUACAGAAGGAUUGGAUUAACACUUUUGAACAACAAACAAACCAUUACACUUCCAGAUGGUCAACAAAUGUCAAGGAGACAACUACUUCAAAAAGAAGAAAACCGUGGUAGAGGUAAUAGAUUUAUAAAUAAACUAACUUACAGAAUGGAUGACCCUUCAAUUAUAUAA
This is a messenger RNA of Heterostelium album PN500, 351 nucleotides long. Its product is annotated as tetratricopeptide repeat protein. The transcript has a single exon. The coding region runs from base 1 to 351 and encodes 116 amino acids. The record is from RefSeq and is a predicted model, not a curated record. Lineage: Eukaryota; Evosea; Eumycetozoa; Acytosteliales; Acytosteliaceae.